This is a messenger RNA of Sphaerulina musiva SO2202, 2163 nucleotides long. RefSeq lists its product as uncharacterized. Lineage: Eukaryota; Fungi; Ascomycota; Dothideomycetes; Mycosphaerellales; Mycosphaerellaceae. The transcript has 3 exons. The record is from RefSeq and is a predicted model, not a curated record. Bases 1 to 2163 code for a protein of 720 amino acids.
AUGCACGAAUUCAUUGCCUUCGAUGCCUCCCCGGCAGUGGUGACCCCGACACCACUGGUCCCUUUUGUGUACGCCGAGAUCCCUCUGGGAAACAUCACUCCCAAUGGAUGGCUUCGCGCCGAAAUGGAAACAGAGGCCAACGGACUCGCUGGUCACCUGUAUGACUUUUACUCGUUUGUCCACGACGCAACAUGGCUGGGUGGAUCCGCCGAAUACAGCAACCUCAACGAAGCCUUUCCUUACUGGUUGAAUGGUAUUGUGCCAUUGGCCUACACUCUCAAUGACCAACGACUGAAGGAUCAGGUUCAUGAAGCCAUGGACUAUCUCUUCGCACAUAUGAUUGCCGAUGAUGGUUGGAUUGGACCUGAACAGGGUGGAAUGCGACUGCUCUGGGCCCGCACCUUGAUCUUCUUUGCCUGGACAAAUCUAGUGGAAGCCAACAAAACGUAUGAAGAGCCCGUGGUGACUGCAAUGCACGACUUCAACCUUCUGAUGCAUUCGAUGCUGAAAAACAAUGGCACUGGUCUCGUCGAGCAGGAGAAUAGCGAGAUCGAUGGCGGUUACUUCUUCUGGUUUUUAUCCCGAGUCGCAGAAAUGAUUGUGAGUCUCCAGUGGCUGUAUGACAAGUAUCCUCGAGGUCAAGAGCAGAUCUUGCGGGAGAACAUGCAGAUGCUGCAUGAGUAUGGCUGGAAGUGGGAGGCCUGGUUCACCAACAGUAGCUAUGCAUUCGACGACUUGUACAAUCUUCCCGACCAGUUCUCAGACGACCACUUCCACUUCUUACACGGCGUCAACGUUGGCGAAGGACUCAAAGCUCCGGCGGUCAUUCGACGAUUUACGUACAACGACAGCCUGGUUCAGACCACGCGAGAUGGCGUACAAUGGACCAUGAAAUACCACGGCGCUCCGUCUGGGACUAUCCUCGCCGACGAGCGAGAAGAUGGUGUCAGUCCGUGGUAUGGAUCCGAGCUAUGCACGGCUGUCGAAGUCAUGUUCUCGCAAAGCUACAACUUCCGCGCUCUAGGAGAAUCUUUCUACGCUGAUGGCUCUGAGCUAGCAGCGUAUAAUGCCCUCCCAGGUGGCAUGACAGAUGACUGGUGGGCGCAUGUCUACGUGAGCCAGCCAAAUCAACCUUACGCGAAGAAUCUGACAUGGUCUCCGUUCUCCAACACCGACACCAUGUCGCAGACAUAUGGACUGGAACCGGACUACCCAUGCUGUACUGUCAAUCACCCACAAGGUCUACCAAAGUUUGCUCAAGCUGCGUUCGUCACUCUCGGCGAUAAUGGACUGGUGCACGCUCUACUCAGUCCUGUUUCGGUGACAACGACGAUCGGCGGCGGUCUCGUCACAGUCGAGUGCAUCACCAACUAUCCAUUCGAAGACGUGCUCGUGUACAAGAUCCAGGCCCAGAAGUCCUUUGAUCUACAUAUUCGUCAACCCACCUGGGCCACCAAAGCCACCUUGUCGAACGAAAAUGCCAUGAAAGAAUCGACGUAUGAUGACACGACUGGUCUACACAAAACAUCCAUCUCAAGCGGACUUUCCACUGUAGUCUACACCAUCGAAACCUCCAUCCGCACCGAGCCGCGAGCAAAUGACACCAUCGCCGUAUAUCGCGGCGCACUCCUCUACGCGUUCGAAGUUGCGGCAGAAAUCUCAUCCACAGGUCCACACAAUUACCGCAACAAGACUUUGUACCGAUCGGACUAUGCUCCUUCUCAAGCAAAGGACUACAUCAUGCUCAAUGCUACGGAAUGGAACAUUGCCAUCGAUCCUUCCACGCUCGUCUAUCAUCAUCACCAUCAUCCUUCUUCACGACGAGAAUCAAAGGUGAGGAACCACAUCGCUAAACAAGAUCCACGUGGUAGUCAAUUACCACUUCUUGGAGGAGGAGGAGGAGAUGACAACGACAUGAUGACUAUUGGUACUAUCGAGCCUCUCCCAACGCCAAUCUUCGCCUCGGGUAAUCCGCCCAUGUACAUGACUGUGCGUGCAUGUUUGAUCGAUUGGCCGCUGCUCAAUGGUACCGUGCCGGGCUGGCCGAGUGCUUUAAGUGAACGAAAGUGUCUGGGCGAUGUUUUUGAUGCGAAACUCGUGCCGUAUGGAAGUGCGAAAUUGAGGAUGAGUGAGUUGCCGGUUAUUGAUUUGAAGGGGAUGUGA